AUGGCUGAAUUCGUGCGCGCCCAGAUCUUCGGCACGACGUUCGAGAUCACAAGCAGAUACACUGAUCUGCAGCCUGUCGGCAUGGGAGCCUUUGGUCUCGUCUGCUCGGCCAAGGAUCAGCUCACCAGCCAGGCCGUGGCGAUCAAGAAGAUCAUGAAGCCCUUCAGCACUCCGGUCCUGUCGAAGCGCACUUACCGCGAGCUCAAGCUGCUCAAGCACCUGAGGCACGAGAAUAUUAUCAGCUUGAGUGACAUCUUCAUCUCCCCGCUGGAGGACAUUUACUUUGUGACCGAGUUGCUCGGAACCGAUCUUCACCGUUUGCUUACCUCCAGGCCACUGGAGAAGCAGUUCAUCCAAUACUUUCUCUACCAGAUCUUGCGUGGCCUGAAAUAUGUUCACUCCGCCGGUGUCGUCCACCGUGACUUGAAGCCCAGCAACAUCCUCGUAAACGAGAACUGCGAUUUGAAGAUCUGCGACUUCGGCUUGGCCCGUAUACAAGAUCCUCAGAUGACCGGAUACGUCUCUACCCGCUACUACCGUGCACCGGAGAUCAUGCUUACAUGGCAAAAAUACGACGUCGAGGUCGAUAUCUGGAGUGCAGGCUGCAUCUUCGCUGAAAUGCUCGAGGGCAAGCCCCUGUUCCCCGGAAAGGACCACGUGAACCAGUUCUCCAUCAUCACAGAGCUUCUCGGAACGCCUCCGGAUGAUGUUAUCCAAACCAUCUGCAGUGAGAACACACUGCGAUUCGUUCAGUCCCUGCCCAAGCGCGAACGCCAGCCCUUGGCCAACAAGUUCAGAAAUGCCGAAGCAGAGGCCAUCGACCUGCUCGAGAACAUGCUCGUGUUUGACCCAAGAAAACGUGUACGAGCGGAAGAGGCCCUCGCUCACCCAUACCUUGCCCCCUACCACGACCCUACCGACGAGCCCAAGGCGGAGGAGAAGUUUGAUUGGUCAUUCAACGAUGCUGACCUCCCGGUGGACACCUGGAAGAUCAUGAUGUACUCGGAGAUUCUCGAUUACCACAAUGUUGAUGCCACUGCACAGGAGGAGCAGAAUGUCAGCUAA
This is a messenger RNA of Ascochyta rabiei, 1065 nucleotides long. Its product is annotated as Mitogen-activated protein kinase. The transcript has 9 exons. Gene Ontology annotation, molecular function: MAP kinase activity; ATP binding. Bases 1 to 1065 code for a protein of 354 amino acids. Gene Ontology annotation, biological process: stress-activated MAPK cascade; osmosensory signaling pathway; protein phosphorylation. Gene Ontology annotation, cellular component: cytoplasm; nucleus. The record is from RefSeq and is a predicted model, not a curated record. NCBI's taxonomy places the organism in Eukaryota, Fungi, Ascomycota, Dothideomycetes, Pleosporales, Didymellaceae.